AUGGUUUUGAUACCAGUUUAUAUUGUUUCCUAUUUUCUAGCAAUUGCUGGAAAUGGCCUCAUAGUUUUAGUAGUCAUAAGUGAUGCACAGCUACACAAUCCCAUGUACUUUUUCCUGUGUAAUCUGUCUUUUAUUGACCUUGGAUUCACAACAUCUACAAUCCCACAAUCAAUUGCCAAUUGCUUAGUGGAAAGGCCUGUGAUGUCUUCUACUAGAUGUUUUACCCAAAUGUAUGCUACUCUCUUAUUUGGGACAACUGAAUGCUUCUUCCUGGCCAUCAUGGCUUAUGAUCGUCUGAUUGCAAUCUCAAGGCCAUUGCAUUAUAUUUUUAUCAUGAGCAGAACAGUUUGCAUCUUCUUGGCUGCUGUUGCAUGGUUUAUAGCCUUUACACUUAUAAUAGUCCCUUGCCUUGCAAAGCCAGCCAGAUUUUGUGGAAAAAAUGAAAUUGACCAUAUUGGUUGUGAAUUUAAAUCAAUGUUCAACCUCAUUUGCACGGAUACCUCUUUGAGCCAAAUAAACAUAUACUUCAGUAGCAUUUUGACACUCCUUCUUCCCCUUGGUUUUAUUCUUUUUUCCUACAUGCGCAUUCUUCAGGCCAUCCUAAGAAUGUCCUCAGAAGGCGGCAGAAUGAAGGCUUUUUCAACAUGUGGGUCCCACCUGGCUGUGGUGACUAUGUAUUAUGGUGCUGCUAUAUUUAUCUAUCUUCUUCCUCCAAACAAGAAGAUGCAUGAGAUUGAAAAAACACUAUAUAUCUUUAAUAGUGUGCUAACCCCUGUUUUUAACCCUUUGGUUUAUACUCUUCGAAAUCAAGAGGUUCUGGGGGCACUAGGAAGAACAGUAGUUAAGAACAAGCUCAGCAUGCAAUGUUGA
Molecule: messenger RNA, 870 nt
Organism: Thamnophis elegans (Western terrestrial garter snake)
Lineage: Eukaryota; Metazoa; Chordata; Lepidosauria; Squamata; Natricidae
Product: olfactory receptor 13H1-like
Exons: 1
Coding region: 1-870 (289 amino acids)
Biological process (GO): G protein-coupled receptor signaling pathway
Cellular component (GO): membrane
Molecular function (GO): olfactory receptor activity; G protein-coupled receptor activity
Source: RefSeq, a predicted model, not a curated record